This is a messenger RNA of Capsaspora owczarzaki ATCC 30864, 2572 nucleotides long. RefSeq names its product NADH-ubiquinone oxidoreductase 75 kDa subunit. Gene Ontology annotation, molecular function: iron-sulfur cluster binding; NADH dehydrogenase (ubiquinone) activity. Gene Ontology annotation, biological process: ATP synthesis coupled electron transport. The coding region runs from base 91 to 2349 and encodes 752 amino acids. Gene Ontology annotation, cellular component: membrane. The transcript is spliced from 4 exons. The record is from RefSeq and is a predicted model, not a curated record. NCBI's taxonomy places the organism in Eukaryota, Filasterea, Ministeriida, Capsasporidae.
CCCCAAACUGACUGUUGUUCUUUCUCCAAUUGUCGCUCCUCCUCCUUCCUUCCAGACGCAGAUUCAACCCCAAACGACAACAAACCCCAAAUGCUGCGUCUUGCGUCUGCUGUGCCCACGAUGAUGCGGCUCGCUCAGCCAGUCCGCGGGCUGGGCACGACGGCCACUGGCGCGACGGCCAACGCUGCGGCUGCUGCUGCUGCCACGCCGGCCCCUGCUGCUCCUGCUGCUGCUGCCCCUGCGCCGCCGCCGGCCCCUGCGGCCGUGGAGGUCUUUGUAAACGGCACUCCGGUCAAGGUCGCCCCGGGCACCACCAUCAUCCAGGCGUGCGAGGCCGUCGGCAUCGAAAUCCCGCGCUUCUGCUACCACGAGCGCCUCUCGAUCGCCGGCAACUGCCGCAUGUGCCUCGUCGAGGUCGAGAAGACCCCCAAGCCCGUCGCCUCCUGCGCCAUGCCCAUCAUGCCCGGCAUGCGCAUCAAGACCGAUUCCCCCAUGGUCAAGAAGGCUCGCGAGGGUGUCAUGGAGUUUUUGCUUGUCAACCAUCCUCUUGAUUGCCCCGUCUGCGACCAAGCUGGCGAGUGCGAUCUGCAAGACCAAUCGAUGGUGUUUGGCUCGGACAAGAGCCGCUUCACUGACAUCAGGUUCACGGGAAAGCGCGCAGUCGAGGACAAAAACCUCGGCCCGCUGGUCAAGACCUCGAUGAACCGCUGUAUUCUGUGCACGCGUUGCGUGCGCUUUGGCUCUGAGAUUGCCGGCGUGGACGAGCUCGGCACCACUGGCCGUGGCAACGACAUUCAAAUCGGCACCUAUGUCGAGAAAAUGUUCCGCUCGGAACUCUCGGGCAACAUUAUCGACCUCUGCCCCGUCGGCGCGCUCACCUCCAAGCCCUACGCCUUCACCGCUCGUCAGUGGGAGCUCCGCUGCACAGAGUCUAUCGACGUCAUGGACGCCAUUGGCAGCAACAUUCGCGUUGACGCCCGCGGUGGCGAGGUCAUGCGCAUCCUGCCUCGCAUGAACGACGAGGUCAACGAGGAGUGGCUGUCCGACCGCAGCCGCUUUGCCUACGACGGCCUCAAGCGCCAGCGCCUUGUCUCGCCCAUGGUUCGCCAAGCCAACGCCGACGGCUCCUCUUCGUUCGUUGCCACCAACUGGGAGGACACCCUCGCGCUCCUCGCCCUCCGUCUGCAGAAGGUCUCUGGCGCCAACAUGAGCGCGAUUGCCGGUCCGUUUGCCGAUGCCGAGUCGCUUGUGGCGCUGCGCGACCUCUUCCACCGCCUGAACGCGAACGAUCUGCGAACGGAGCAGGCCUUUGCCGGUAACACUGAUAUUCGCUCCAACUACCUGCUCAACACCCGGCUACAAGGUGCCGAGGACGCCGAUCUCGUCCUGGUGAUUGGCGCCAACCCCCGGUACGAGGCGCCCCUCUUCAACGCUCGUCUCCGCAAGGGCUUUGUCCAGAACGAGCUGCGCGUCGCCGUGGUCGGCGAGAAGCUCGACCUCAACUACGAGUACGAGCACCUCGGCAACACGAUCGAGACGCUCGAGCAGAUUGCCUCGGGUCGCCACGCCUUCUCGGCUCGCCUCGCCGCGGCCAAGAAGCCCAUGAUUGUCCUCGGCAGCUCGUCGCUCCAGGCCGACCAGGCCACCGCUGCCCAGCUCAUCGGCGCUGCCAGCCGCGUUGCUGGCCUUGCCAAGAGCGCCGCUGCUGACUGGAAGGUGUUUAACGUGCUGCACACGGCCGCCAGCCAGGGCGCUGCUCUCGACCUCGGCUACUCGCCAGUACCGCACACUGCCGCCUCGCUUCGCGACGUCAAGCUCCUCUACCUGCUCGGCGCUGACGACCACAACAUUACUCGCGACAAGCUCCCUGCGGACUGCAUUGUCGUCUAUCAGGGCCACCACGGCGACCGCGGCGCUCACCUCGCCGACAUUAUCCUGCCCGGCGCCGCCUACACGGAAAAGAACGGCACCUACGUCAACACGGAGGGCCGCGCACAGCUUGCCAAGCGCGCCGUCACCCCACCAGGCCUGGCGCGCGAGGACUGGAAGAUUAUCCGCGCCCUGUCCGAGGUUGCCGGCUACGAGCUCCCGUACGACUCGCUGUACGACGUUCGCCGAAGACUCGAGCAAGUGUCGCCCACCCUGACCCGAUACAACGUGGUCGAGCCCAGCGCCUUCUACGCCCUCGGCCAGCAGCAGCUUGCCGCCCUCAAGCCCGCGGCCGCCGCCGCAUCCUCCCGUCUUAGCCCCGGUAUCAGCUCUCUGCGCGACUUUUACAUGACUGAUGCCAUUUCACGAGCGUCCAAGACGAUGGCCAAGUGCGUCAAGUCUGUCGACACGAUGCCAUAAAGCUUUUGGUGUGUGUCUUGGUUUCUCGCCCACUUUUACGGAUUUUCUUGGUGUGGUGUUGUAGUGUGGUUUUUUUUUUAAAACUGUAGCUGUCGAAUUUGGAUGUAUGUGUUUGUUGAUCAUUUCUUGUAUCUGUCUGCGUAUGUGUGUGUGUCUGUGUCUGUGUGUGUUUUUGUGUUUUUGUGCCAUUCAACACAAAAUCAAAAGCCUUUUUUCUGACUCA